Molecule: messenger RNA, 6234 nt
Organism: Cavia porcellus (domestic guinea pig)
Lineage: Eukaryota; Metazoa; Chordata; Mammalia; Rodentia; Caviidae
Gene: Kif14
Product: kinesin family member 14
Exons: 30
Coding region: 408-5324 (1638 amino acids)
Biological process (GO): microtubule-based movement
Molecular function (GO): microtubule binding; microtubule motor activity; ATP binding
Source: RefSeq, a predicted model, not a curated record
UCACCGCGGGAGUCAGCACUGAGGCAGGGAAGUGACUGGAGUGUAGACUCUGGAGGACCCCGGAGCUGGCGGACCUUGCUGGUGGGCGUGUGGAUACUUUUCCUGCUGGUUUUCGCUGCGGGCGCGAGCUAGUCGUCUUAACGCCGGACCCCGCUGCUGUCUCCAGAACUUCGGGUCAGCUGCAGGGGGUCCCUGGAGGAAGGGCGCAGGGCAGCGGCUGUGUUCCCACCCAGAGGCCGGGCUUCAGGGCCGUGGGUCCCGCCUGCCCCCUUGAAGUCGGGCCGAGUCGGUUGGCUUUGAGAGAGAGCGUGUUUCAGGAAACAUGUAUAUGAAAUACCUGGAAAAGAAAUAAAGAUCCAAAGAACAACUUCGGUUCUUAAUUCUUUUAAAAAGAACUUGCUGCCAAAAUGUCAGUGCACACUAUUCAUAAUAGAAAUAACGGUAUUUUCCUGGAAGUUCCUUCUUCCCAAAAGAGUUCAUCACUGAGUGGCGUCACUCACAGUAGCCAACUUAAAUUGCCUUUGAAGUCAGAUAUGUCAGAAUGCAAAAAAGAUGAUCCAUUAUUGAGAGCUGCAUGUAAAAUCAGAGACUUAAAUAGCACUUAUGUUAUUUCUGCCUGUAAAACAACAGGAGAUACAUCCCUUACCAUUAACCCCACAAGUAAAUUGACACUUCAAAGAAGAGCUACAAGAAGCAAAGAAUCCUCUUUACUUAAUGAGUCUAGAGACACAACUGAGAAAACGGCUGAAACAAGUCUUACUCUACAGCGUCGUGCUAAAACAGUGUCUGCGGAAAAGUGGAAAACACGGCAGAAUGUGGGAAAUGAAACAGAAAGUAAUUGUGCUUCACAGAGAACUAGGAUAAAUGUGAAGACCGUAAAUAACAAUCCAAGUUCUUUUGUUACAUCUCAUACACAGAUAGCAGAGGAUUCCAAAGACGUUGCAUUAAUGGGUGAUCAGAAAUAUAAAGAAACAUUUUCUGCCCUCAGUAGGGCAAAUGAAAAUACUGCGCUUAAGCACUCAAGCAGUAGCUCACUCAUGGGUUCCCAGGAUCAGAGAGAGGCUGGUAGACCAGGACCACUGGCAACAAAACUUAUCCAGAGUAACUUGAAUAUCAAAGUAAUGGGAACAGAAAACUUACAUCCUAGUGUUGGAAAGGACACUGCAAAAAAUUCAAGUAAAUUUGGAAGUUUAGACAAAAGAACUCCUGUGAAAUGUACGACAGAAUACAAAUCGACACCAAAGCAUGACCUGCCUCAUCCCAAGAGCCCAGGUACAUCAAUACUGAAAAAUAGGACACCUUGUUUUCAAGUUAAACAGAGGCCAAAAAAUUCUUUUUCAAGUAAAAGGGAAAUUUCUCAAAAAAAUGCGCUCCCUAUUGAAGAAGAAACUGCAGUUCAGAAUACCUCUACAGAAACAGACCUCUUGAAAGUAGAAAAUAGUCAAGUGACUGUGGCAGUACGUGUAAGGCCAUUCAGCAAACGAGAGAAGAUUGAAAAGGAAUCUCAGGUGGUCUUCAUGAAUGGGGAAGAGAUAAUUGUGGAACACCCUGACAUGCAGCAAGCUUAUACUUUUAUUUAUGAUGUUUCGUUCUGGUCUUUUGAUGAAUGUCAUCCUCUCUAUGCUAGCCAGAUGACUGUCUAUGAGACACUGGCAGCACCACUUCUACAAAGAGCCUUUGAAGGCUACAACACCUGCCUCUUCGCUUAUGGUCAGACUGGCUCUGGAAAGUCAUACACGAUGAUGGGAUUUAGUGAAGAACCAGGAAUAAUUCCAAGAUUUUGUGAAGAUCUUUUUGCUCAAGUAGCCCAAAAACAAAACCAAGAGGUCAGCUAUCAUUUUGAAAUGAGCUUCUUUGAAGUAUAUAAUGAAAAAAUUCACGACCUUCUGGUUUGUAAAGGUGAAAAUGGUCAGAGAAAGCAACCACUGAGAGUGAGGGAGCAUCCCAUUUCUGGACCAUUUGUUGAAGCUCUGUCAAUGAAUGUUAUUAGUUCUUACUCCGAUAUCCAGAGUUGGCUGGAAUUGGGAAAUAAACAGAGAGCAACUGCUGCUACUGGUAUGAAUGAUAAAAGCUCCCGUUCUCAUUCAGUUUUUACCCUGGUGAUGACCCAGACCAAGACAGAAAUUGUGGAAGGGGAGGAACAUGAUCACACAAUAACAAGCCGCAUAAACCUGGUAGACCUGGCAGGCAGUGAACGCUGUUCUGCAACCCAUACUAGUGGAGAUCGACUAAAGGAAGGUGUGAGCAUUAACAAGUCUUUGCUAACUUUGGGAAAGGUUAUAUCUGCCCUUUCUGAACAAGCAAACCGAAAGAGGAUUUUUAUUCCUUACCGUGAAUCUGUUCUUACAUGGUUAUUAAAAGAAAGUCUAGGUGGAAAUUCAAAAACUGCAAUGAUUGCUACAAUAAGUCCUGCUGCCAGCAACAUAGAAGAAACAUUAAGCACACUUAGAUAUGCUAACCAAGCUCGUUUGAUAGUCAACAUUGCCAGAGUAAAUGAAGAUGUGAAUGCUAAGUUAAUUCGAGAACUGAAAGCAGAAAUUGAAAAGCUAAAAGCAGCUCAGAGAAACCAUCCAAAUAUUGACCCUGAACGAUACAGGCUCUGUCGACAAGAAAUCACAUCCUUACGAAUGAAACUCCAUCAGCAGGAGAGAGACAUGGCAGAAAUGCAAAGAGUAUGGAAACAAAAGUUUGAACAAGCUGAAAAAAGAAAACGUCAAGAGACAAAGGAAUUACAGAAAGCAGGAAUUACAUUUCAAAUGGACAACCAUUUGCCAAACCUUGUUAAUCUGAAUGAGGAUCCACAACUAUCAGAGAUGCUACUAUAUAUGAUAAAAGAAGGAACAACUACAGUUGGAAAGUAUAAACCAAACUCAAGCCACGACAUUCAGUUAUCUGGGGUGCUGAUUGCUGAGGAUCAUUGUACUAUCAAAAAUUUUGGGGGGACAGUGAGUAUUAUCCCAGUUGCUGAAGCAAAGACAUACGUGAAUGGGAAACAUAUUUUGGAACCCACAGUGUUACAUCAUGGUGAUCGAGUGAUUCUUGGUGGAGAUCAUUAUUUUAGAUUUAAUCACCCAGUUGAAGUCCAAAAAGGAAAAAGGCUAUCUAGUAGAGAUACUUUCAUAAGCGAGGGUCCUAAAGACUUUGAAUUUGCUAAAAAUGAGUUACUCAUGGCACAGAGAUCACAACUUGAGGCAGAAAUAAAAGAGGCACAGUUGAAGGCAAAGGAAGAAAUGAUGCAAGGGAUCCAAAUUGCAAAAGAAAUGGCUCAGCAAGAACUUUUUUCUCAGAAAGCAGCAUAUGAAAGCAGAAUACAAGCACUAGAAGCAGAACUGAAAGAAGAAUCUCAAAGAAAGAAAAUGCAGGAAAUAAAUAACCAAAAGGCUAAUCAUAAAAUCGAGGAAUUAGAAAAGACAAAACUGCAUCUUGAACAGGAAGUAUAUGUCAAUAAAAAGCGAUUAGAAAUGGAAACUUUGGCUACAAAGCAGGCUUUAGAAGACCACAGCAUUCGUCAUGCAAAAAUUCUGGAAGCUUUAGAAAAUGAAAAGCAAAAAAUUGCUAAAGAAGUACAAAUUCUACAGCAGAGUCGGAAUAAUAGGGAUAAAAGUUUUACAAUUCAGUCAAGUUGGAACUCCAUGAAAGUCUCAAUGAUGAUUCAGGAAGCCAAUACCAUCAGCAGCAAGUUAAAAAAACACUAUGUUUUUGGCAGGCAUGAUGCUCCAGAUAAAGGUCAUUCUGAGACAUCUAUUCGAGUUCGUAACCUGCAGCUUGGGGUCUCAACUUUCUGGAGUCUCGAAAAGUUUGAAUCUAAACUUGCAGCAAUGAAAGAAUUUUAUGAGAGUAAUGGUAGUAACAGAGGUGAAGAUGUUUUUUGUGAUCCUGAAGAUGAAUGGGAACCUGACAUUACAAAUGCUCCAAUUUCUUCAUUUUCUAGAAGGAGGAGCAGGAGUUUGAUGAAGAAUAGAAGAAUUUCUGAUUGUUUACAUGAUGUACACGUCCACCCAGUUCAGAAUCUAUGUUCUUCACAUUCAUCAGGUUUAAUGGAGAAGUCAAGCACCAUUUACUCAACUUCAGCAGAAUCAUUUCUUCCUGGAAUAUGCAAAGAAUUGAUUGGUUUUUCAGUGGAUUCUCUUGGACAUAGUUUUGAUGAAGAAAAAACUAUAGCAGAUAGCCUGAUGAAUAAUCUUUUAAAAAUUUAUAACGGGCUACUUACCAUCUCCAAAGCUCAUGAAGAACAAGAUGAAGAAAGUCCAGAUAACUUGUUCUCCUCGGAUCGAGCAGUCCAGUCAUUUACUAUCCAGAUUGCUUGCUGUUUUGAACAGCUUGCAGUUUUAAUCAAACACUGGCUGAAUGAUUUUCUGCCUGGUACCUGCAUUGCAAACCUGGAAGAUGAAUUGAGACAAGAAAUUAAAAAACUGGGAGGCUACUUACAGUUAUUUUUACAGGGAUGCUGUUCAGAUAUUUCAUCAAUGGUAAAAGAAUCUCAGAAAAAAGUGAUCCAUAUCAUACGACAAGCUGUUAAAUAUGUGGGGAAGUUGGCAGUUCUGAAAGGGAACAAGCUCUACUUUCUGGAAAGUAGUAAUAAUAAGGCUGCCAAAGUCCAGGAAGAAUUUAUAGAUGCUGUUUGGGAUGGUGUAGGCUCAGGAAUGAAGAUUCUGUUAGAUUCUGGUCUGGAAAAAGCAAAAGGACUUCAGCAUGACCUCUUACGGGAAAGUGCACAAAAUGAGGUUACUGAACAGAUGAAAGCAAAUGCCAUUGAAUUGAUCAGAUUUCUUGAAAAUAUCUUUUCUGAAUGGAAAACAAAAAGCUUCAGAACUCAAGUACAAGAAGAUGAUUCUGGAUACCAAGAUUCCAAGAACAUAACUGAUCUUGCCCUAAAAUUCUUGAAGUUAAGCCACUGCUUAGAGAAAAUCAUUCAAAUUAGUAUUUCUGCACUGAGAGGAUGCUGCAGUGAUGUGCAUCUCCUCAAGAACUGUGUUGAAACGAUUUGCACCUUGGUCAAUGAUGUUUGUAGUGACUUCAGGGAGUCUUCUACUUCUGUUGACCAUUGUGAGAAUAAAAUAUCUCAAGUUGGCCACAGGGAACUAGAAUCUCUAGCUAAGUCGCUUCUCUUAUGUUUUGAAUCUGAAGAAAGACCUGAUUUAUUGAAACCCUGGGAAUCUUGCAAUCAAGACACUGGAGGAGAAGAAGAAAAAGAAAAAUCUAACUCAAGAUGGACUGGCUACAAAAGGAAUAAAGGUGUACCCAAGCGUGUCUAUGAACUGCCUGAGGCAUCUCCAGCUGUGAGCUCAGAGGUAUGCACACCCAGUAGGAUUCAGUGGGUGUGACUGCCAAGGCUGCACACUUAAUGACCAUCAUGAAAGAGAGAAGAGUUAGUAGGCAUUUUCCUUGUGCAGGAGAACAUAAAAAGAAAUCAGUGUAAUUAUUUCAGUGAAGUUCAUGUGUUUUGGUAGCCUUGCAUUGGCUCUGAACAGUGUAAGCAUUACAAAAUCCUAGUUUUUGUCAACAUGCACUCAGAAGUUUCUCUGCACACAGUUUUAAACAGGGUAUUUAUGAUAUAUGGAUUUUGAGACAACAGAAAAUUUCUGUAAUCUGGGAUGCAGACCCACAUGAGUGGUCUUGAAUUUGAAGUGUUUGUCUUUAAGUUUGAUAUGCUGUCUUUGGCCAGUUUGUUAGUCUGUUUGCAAACGGUUAUUUCCUUCUGAACAGAAACCUGACUAGUUACUUACCUCCUGCACAUAGCUCAGAUAAAGUUUAUGAUAAAAUUGCCAGGGCCUGGAGAUUUAGCUCAGUGGCGCAGUGCCUGCCUGGCAAGCAUGGGGUUCUGAGUUUGAUUUCUGGUACCAAAAAAAUAAAAAAUAAAUAAAAUUGCCAGUGCAAGUUUAAAUAAGACAGCUUACUUGGCCUUUCUGAAGAAUAACCAGUUUGCUAUUUUGAGUCAUAUGUUUAAGGCAUACUUUUCUGUUUCUUUCAAGUUAGAAGUAACUACCUAAGUGUAGUAUAAUUAUAUAUUAAUACUAUGGCUUGCUAAUGUAAUAGUUUAUUAUGUUAUCUAUGUUUCCUAAAGGAGAUGUAUGAAUAUAAUUUAAAAGUAUUAAAUAUUUCCAGAAUCAUACCUGAAAAAGAUGAGAGGCUGGCAUUUUUCUUGUUGCUUGUUUUGUUAAAAGUGUAAUGAGAAAGUUUGUAUGUAAUUUGAUAGAGAUUAAAGAUCCUUAUUAUCGUUCACAGCUUUAAAAA